AUGGAAGUCGUUCCGAUCUCAGACGCAAUUUCAUCCGUCGCUUACUCGACACAGUCGUUUGGCCUUUCGAAUUUCCUCACCCGCCCCCACGACCUCCUAUCCCUCCCCGACACGAAUCAACCGCCGAGAUCGCCGCCGCCGUUCCGCAUCUUCGCCGCUUCGCAACCCCCAACAAGAACUCUGACCAAGAGAAGGCUGCGCAGGAUCCGCCGCGCCCGUCGGAGGAUCUCAAUAGAUUACGACGGCGGGGAGAACGGGAUGUUUGUUCCCAGCGAUGGAGGUGGUUUCAGCUGUGGCGACGGGUAUUUUGGCGGUGGAGGUGGCGGCGGCGGAAAAGGUUGGAAUUGGGAAGGUUUCUCUGAUAACUGUGUACCCGACCCGGCAUUUGACUUCGUAUACGGGGUUCUGUGUUGGAUUGCAUUGUCAAACUGCCUACAUUUUGCUUUCAAGAAGGUGGUGAGGCUUGUUGAAGAUGGUGUCGUUGAUCAGGGGAAGGUCCCAAUGCAAUUGGCUCCUGCAGUUUGUUGA
Molecule: messenger RNA, 528 nt
Organism: Striga hermonthica
Lineage: Eukaryota; Viridiplantae; Streptophyta; Magnoliopsida; Lamiales; Orobanchaceae
Source: the annotation of a GenBank genome assembly